Nerophis ophidion (straightnose pipefish) is the source of this 2595-nucleotide messenger RNA. It is a transcript of the gene acbd3, whose product is annotated as acyl-Coenzyme A binding domain containing 3. The transcript is spliced from 8 exons. The coding region runs from base 54 to 1667 and encodes 537 amino acids. Gene Ontology annotation, cellular component: Golgi membrane. NCBI's taxonomy places the organism in Eukaryota, Metazoa, Chordata, Actinopteri, Syngnathiformes, Syngnathidae. The record is from RefSeq and is a predicted model, not a curated record. Gene Ontology annotation, molecular function: fatty-acyl-CoA binding.
GCCGGGGAAAACGGAAGUAGGUACGUGGCCGCUCCAGCCGCAACAGUCUCUCCAUGAUGGCGACAGAGGUUCAGCUUCAAAGCGGCGACCUCGACAGUCCUGCUGCCGGCCGCCUGGAUGUGUCCAUCGACGGCCUCACCCUCACUCCUGACCCGCAGCCCGAGGACGGGCAGCCGGAGCCCGGCAGGCUGACAGCGGGCGGCGGCCAGGCUGAAGAUGGAGAGACUGCCAGGUCCGCCGUGGAGGGGAAAUGGGGCUUUCCACUGCAGGAGCUGUACGGAAUGGCGCUGAAAUUCUUUAAAGAUAAGGAUGGAAAGGCCUUCCACCCCACCUACGAGGAGAAGCUUCGCCUGGUGGCCCUCCACAAACAGGUGCUGCUGGGCCCUUAUAAUCCCGAUGCCUCCCCCGAGGUCGGCUUCUUUGACGUCCUGGGCAACGACCGCAGAAAAGAGUGGGCCUCAUUGGGCAACAUGGAGAGGGAGCAGGCCAUGGUGGAGUUUGUCCAACUGCUCAACAAGUGCUGCAACCUCUUUGCGCCCUACGUCACCUCCCACAAGAUAGAAAAGGAGGAGCAGGAGAGGAAAAGGAAAGAGGAGGAGGAGCGUCAGAGGCUGGAAGAGGAGGAGAGGGAGCGACAAAGGCAAGAGGACGAGAGACGAAGGAUGGAGGAGGAGGAAAGGCUGAGGCGGGAGGAAGAGGAGAGGCGGCUGGCAGAGGAAGAGAAGCUACGCAUAGAGCAGCAGAAGCAGCAGAUAAUGGCGGCUUUGAACGCCCAGACCGCCGUGCAGUUCCAGCAGUACGCGGCUCAGCAGUACCCAAACAGCCCCGAGCAGCAGAUGGGCCUCAUCCGCCAGCUCCAGGAGCAGCACUACCAGCAGUACAUGCAGCAGCUCUACCAAGUCCAGCUGGCCCAGCAACAGGCGGCCUUACAGAAGCAGCAGCAGGUGGACCCCAUGGCCCACGCCCACCAGGAGGCCGCUGGCUUCUGCAGCGCCGAUCCCAUCGCGGCGUCUGCAGCGGGGCCGAUGUGCGCAGCUUCACCUUCCAGCGAGGACGCCCCGACCGUGAAUGGCGGCGGCCACUCUGACCCCUACAUGGAAAACACGGACCGAGAGCCUGAACUCGAGGCGGCAGAGGAGGUCUCGGAGAAUGGGCCGUUAUUAGCAGACUCGCCGCCCGUCAUCGCUGCUCCCUCCAUGUGGACGCGCCCGCAGAUCAAAGACUUCAAAGAGAAGAUCCGCCAGGACGCCGACAGCGUGAUCACGGUGGGGCGCGGCGAGGUGGUGACGGUGCGCGUCCCCACGCACGAGGAGGGUUCCUACCUCUUCUGGGAGUUCGCCACAGACUAUUACGACAUCGGCUUCGGGGUCUUCUUCGAGUGGACGGACGCGGCGUCGGCCUCGGUCAGCGUGCACGUGUCGGAGUCGAGCGACGAGGACGAGGAGGAGGAAGGGGAGGCUCCGAGCGAAGAGGAGAAGGCGAAGAAGGGGGCGGGGAAGCCUCAGGUGGACGAGAUAGUGCCGGUGUACCGGCGGGACUGUCACGAGGAGGUGUACGCCGGCAGCCACCAGUACCCGGGCCGCGGCGUCUACCUGCUCAAGUUCGACAACUCCUACUCGCUGUGGCGCGCCAAGAGUGUUUACUACAGAGUCUACUACACCAGAUAAGCCUGGACCGAGGAGCAUCUAUGUCCGUAUACAUAUACAUACAUAUAUAUAUGUAUAUAUAUAUAUGUAUACGUCUGUGUGUGUUUGUAUGAAGGCAGCAGGUGCCUGGCUUUAAGGCAGGAGUGCAAUUCUGAAAGCCACCACCAGAGGGAGACAAAUAGACACACCUGGAGCCCUGUUUUUUUUUGUGUGUUUUCCUUUUUUGGUGAAGGGACCAAUGUAUGGAUUUCUUUGUGUCCCAAGCUGAACGAGUGUCUGUCUGGUCCCUACCUGUCCUUGUCAGACAUGUUUUAGUCUGGAAUCUUCAUCCCCCGCCAUUGCCGUCCAGGUCCCUCAUGGAAGAUGCCCCUCUUUCUUCUUUGCUCUUGAGAUGAUGUGCUUAAAAAAAAAUAACAACAGUCAUCACUUUCUGUGCAAAAGUCGUCAGACGUGCGCUCGGCAUAAUUAAUGAAGGAAGUCCCGUGCAAAUAGACAAGGCAUGUUUGAGCUCCAACAACAAAUAUCCCAUUCAAACAUUUUUAACCUCAUUUAAUUUAAGGCAGCGUCCGCCUUCUUGUUCCUUUCUUCAUUUUUUUUUGUCCCGUCCUGUGUGUCAUCUGUGUGGUUGUUACUCUCCUUGUUUCCUCACUAAAUGGAGUUGACUCCUUUUUUUUGUGUGUGUGUGUAUGUAAAUAAUGCUAUAAAUAACUUUAAGUAUGGGCUGGGUGUGUUUUAGACUUGGACAAAAAGGUUGAUGCACUGUUGAAGUGUACGAGGAAUGAAAUACACUUUAUACGUUUUACCCCCACAAAUGAACAUCUACGAGGGGGAAAAUAAGGAGGUUUGAAAAAAAUCUGUUGGGAGACACUUUUUGUAUUGUUUCGACUUGUUUGGGUCUCAUGAGUUCUCCAAGAUAUAUUUAAUCAUGAUUAAAAUUAUGUUAUGGUCA